GAAGAAACAAGCAACAGCAAAGAGAACGUGGAGGAGAGUGUUUUUCACACUUUAGCGAUCUCAAACAUGCAUAGAACCACUUCAUAAUUAAAGGAAUGCAUGUGUGAUUCCUUCUCACAUCCACGUAGGUAUGAGCUGCAGUGAAAGAGACGUUGUUUCGGCAAACAGGCCUCGGCGUUGUGGACAAACGAAGGCUCUGAAUCACUCGCAGCAUCCCAACAGCUGCCGUCACCGUCGCUGUUUUUUCUUGGUUGUUCUGCGGGACAAUACCGGGUUAAGACCAGCUGCAUCUGGGAGCAGGAAGCAGAGGGGAGUCGAGGAGGAGAGGUGGGUGUGGGGUGAGAAAACAGAGAGGUAAUUGUAUAUGUAAGAGUGAGGCAACCCCAGCGGAGGGGCAGAAGCAGGAGGCGAGGGAGGAGGAAGGAAGGGAGGCAAGUCAGUGGGGAUGGGAGGACGGUGGUGGAAGAAGAAGAGAGGAUGAAUCCUGAAGGUCUUGAUAUGUGAGAAGAGGGAUGUUGUAAGUGCAGAAAGACAAACAGAAAAAAGUUUUGGGGAAGUUUGGGAACAAAGAGGCGCAGCGAGAAGGGGGUGGCAGGAAGAAAGAAAAACAACUGGGGAGUCCACAUGUGAGGUGUUUUUAAAGUGCAUGUCGAAGCAGCGCUGAAGCAGAGCCAGGAAAAGGGGAAGGGCCUCCGUCUCCUCCUUCUCCAGCUGACAAAAACAGCUGCCUGGUAGAGGACGGAGGGAAGACCAAGCCGGAGAGAGGAGAGGAGGCGGAGGAGGAUAAAAUCCACCAGACCCAGGACACCCUCCACCUAUAUGGGUUGCGUCCUGAGCUCGGACUGGUGUGGGGAGGGAGAGGUGCGACCGGUGCCGGUGGUCCGGAGCUCGUCCCUGAAGAGAAGGAGUCUGGAGAGGAGUGAGAGCGGCAGGAUGAGGCUCACCAAGGCUGGGAAGGGGGAACCUCACGUCUUCAAGGAGAAGACUUUCAAAAAGAAGCGUCAGUGCAGCGUCUGUCGGCAGAACGUCGACAGCGUGGGGUCGUUCUGCAGAGUUUGUAAAACAGCCACUCACAGGAAAUGCGAGGCAAAGGUGACCUCUGCUUGUAUCCCGGCUCCCUCCAACGAUCUGCAGCGUAGAGGGACGACUCCAUCUCGACACAUUCAGCACCUGGGAUCCACUAAGUCUUUAACCUACACCAAACAGAGAAACACUCUGCCCAGGAGCUUCAGCGUGGACCGGGUGAUGGAGCGAGUGAUGGAGCGCCACUACGACUUCGACCUGACCUACAUCACAGAGAGGAUCAUCUCGGUGUUCUUCCCUCCCAGGCUGGAGGAGCAGCGCUACCGGCUCAACCUGAAGGAGGUGGCCGCCAUGCUCAAGUCCAAGCACCAGGACAAGUUCCUGCUCCUGAAUCUGUCUGAGAGGCGCCACGACAUCAGCAGACUCAACCCGAAGCAGGUCCACGACUUCGGCUGGCCCGACCUCCACGCCCCGCCGCUGGAUAAGAUCUGUGCCAUCUGUAAGGCCAUGGAGACCUGGCUGACCUCGGACCCUCAGCACGUGGUGGUUCUGCACUGCAAGGGAAACAAAGGAAAAACCGGCGUCAUCAUCGCUGCUUACAUGCACUACAGCAAGAUCUCUGCAGGGGCUGAUCAGGCUCUCAGUACUUUGGCCAUGAGGAAGUUCUGUGAGGAUAAGGUGUCGUCGUCCCUCCAGCCGUCUCAGAACAGGUACAUCUACUACUUUGGAGGUCUUCUGUCUGGAGCGAUAAAGAUGAACAGCAGUCCGUUGUUCCUCCACCAGGUUCUCAUUCCGUCGCUGCCCAACUUCCAGGGAGAAGGAGGUUACUUCCCGUUCCUGAAGAUCUACCAGUCCAUGCAGCUGGUCUACACUUCGGGCAUCUACGACCUCCAGGGAACCGGAGGACGACGUCUCUGUGUGACCGUGGAACCGGCGCUGCUGCUGAAAGGUGACAUCAUGGUGAAAUGCUACCACCGCCGCUCCCAGACGGCUGACAGAGACACGGUUUUCCGGCUGCAGUUCCACACCUGCACCAUCCACGGAUCCCAGCUGUGGUUCGGGAAAGGAGAGCUGGACGAGGCGUGCAUGGAUGAGCGUUUUCCGUCCGAUGCCACAGUGGAGUUUGUCUUCUCAUCCGGACCAGAGAAAAUCAAAGGCCGUGAAUACCAGAAGAACGAUCCGGCUGUUACAGUCGACUACAACACGGCAGAUCCAGUGGUUCGCUGGGAUUCCUAUGAGAACUUCAACCAGCGAUACCAGGACAGUCUGGAGGACAUCGCCCACACCAGAGGUCCUCUCGACGGCAGCCUCUACGCCCAGAUAAAGAAGCGCCGAGGUCCUGGUUCCGGUUCUCUCACCUCCACCAACGGCAGCAGCCCAGGAGUCGGCCUCGCAGAAGACCGGCCAGAUCAUCUUUACCCUCAAGGUUCUGACUCCGCCCUCUCGGCCCACUCCCUCCACCUGAACCAGUCGUCCAUCCACCCGGACCACCAGGAGGAGCCCAUUGGCCCGCCGCCCCCCACCAGGCAGGAACGGGAGGAGCUGGAGCGUCUCCUCGGUGGCAUCGAGGGGAACCGUGACGGAGAGCGAGAGACAGCCAUCUUGGACGACGGAGAUUCUCUGCCGUCAGAGAGAACCGGGACGCUGAGGCUGAACCGGUCGUGCUCCUGCCGGGACGGUUACCGGUCCCAGCGUUGUGCUGAACCGGGAUGUGACCGAACCCUCCUCAUGCCCAACGGGUACUGCCUCGACCGGGCUCCCGGCACCAACGGGCACCACGGGGCAACUCCUUCUGCUACCCCCAACCCAGCUUCCCCACCAUCCCACAUGGAUCUGUGCCAGCACUACACCCACUCCCACCAGUCUCUGCCACCUCCAGACCUGGUGUGGGACCGUCAGAGUGGACCACCGCACUACCUGCACCGGUCCUGCUCAGAAGCUCCGUCAUCCCGACACAUCUGCCCUUACCCAACGCCAGACCUCACUCCCCACCCCCAUAACCACUCCCACCACCACCCUCUAUCUGCCCCGGGUCGCCUCUGCUGUCGGGAAGACGACUACGCCCCCUACCACCACCCACUCCCACCCCACAGCCACGCCCAUCCCCACCACCCGAAGCCCUCCACCAGCCCGACCUACCACGAUAUAAUGCUGAUGGAUGGUCUGCCGUCCCCUGGCUGCCCCUGCAGGGACUGCAGCAUCAGGAGGGAGGACUCGGCGGCCUAUCACAGCCUGAGGUUGGACCGCAACGAAAGCUUCCACUGGGACCGAGAGGCGGAGCUUCAGCAGAGGGAGGUGGGACUUAGGAGACCCAGGGAGGCGGAGGUUCCCCGGGGGUCAGAGCUGCAGUGGGAGAGGGAUCCUGGGCUGAGACGAGGCCGGGAGCUGUCCCUCCACUGGGAGCGAGACAGGGAGGCCGAGCUGCAGUGGGAGAGGGACAGAGAGGCCGAAUAUUGGCACCGGAGAGCUACCGUCGCCUCUUACGGUCCGCAGGGUCACGAUCUUCCAGCCUUCACCUUUGACCCGUUGCCGUCAGGUCACCCGGCGUACCCAGAAGCCUCCAGAUCUCACGCUCAUUCCCACCUGGAUCUGAAGUACAGCAGCAGUAGCAGCGGCUACCAGACUCCCCGCCAGGUUUGCCCCUGCUCGCCUUACCAGCCCUCGCCGUCUGAAAGCCGGGGAUACGCCUCGGGGUACCAGUCCGAGUCCACGUCGCCGCUGCCUCCUGCUUCCUCCAUGACGGGGCCCUGCAGCCAUAGCAACGGGCCGCCGGAGCACAACCACAACCACCAUCAUCACCACCACCAUCCAGACUCUCAGCAGUCUUACAGCUCUGACUCACACACUGAUGGCCUUCGCAGCUCUGGCGAAAGUGUUGGGUGGAGGGAUCACAUCACCCACGGGUCCUUUAAGAGGGUCCACAGAGACGGUCACGCUGCCUGUUCAACGCCAUCCGACAUGUCCGGACCGCCCACCCCCGUCCACACCAGCAGCCCGCUACGUACACAGGAGAGCCCCAGUCCAGGAGGGAGAGAAUAUGACAUCCGAACUACAGACAUCAUCGGCAGCGACUACGAGGCCCCCCAGCCCCAGGAGGGACAUUAUCGCACAGAUAACAUCAUCCAGGAAUCUUCUGAAAGCCAAAGAAGCAGCAGAGAGUCGUCGCUGCAGCCAGUCGCCAAAGAAACCCCCACAGCCACGUCUCUACAAACAGAACCCCAAAACCCCAAUCCUGCACCAAUGGACCGCAGUGCCCCCCAGCAGCAGGACUGUAGCCCCUCUGUAGACUCUGUGACGCCAUCAAACCAGAGACACUGCCAGGCUCCGUCCUCCCCUGUCCAUGCUUCGCCUGCCCCAGAUACACCGCCACAGCCCCUCAACCUCCAGACCAUCAGUCCUUCAGAAGCUGCCGCCAUCCCACAGCCCCUGCCUCGGACCCAAACCCCCAGCUCGGCAAGACCAGCACAGGUCGGUGGAUCUUCUCCAACCAGAGAACCCCAACCAGAAGCCCCCAAAUCUGCCACCUCCCACCCGGCAUCUCCUCCCCCAUCAUCAUCUCCACAGCCUGCGUCCAGCAGCAUGGAGGGCUCCCCCAUCUCCGACACCCCAGUUCCAGGUUUUGCCACCCUGGGCAGGAGGUUGAUGCUGAGUGGAUCCGAACCCCACCAGCAGGGACCCCCACAUCCCCACUACCCAGCCAUGGAGCACAGUGCCGCUGUGGAUGCUAACAAGAGGCACUACUACCCUGGCCACGCCCCACAGCUCCACCCGCCUUCCUUCUCCAACUACUCCACCAUCUCCAUCCCCCUUCCUCACCCCCAGCCGCCCCUGCCGGAGAAGCGCCACCCGUCUGCCCCAUCAGGUUCCCCCAGCGAUGGGUCGAGGCCAGCCAUCGGCCACGUGACUCCCUCCACCCAGCAUCAGCACCACGUCACGUUUUCUCCCACUGUGGGAGAAAUUGCACCACCUGCAGGCCAAAAUGAUGCAUCUACAGAGGCCGAGAACAGGGUCAGCGUGAAGUUUGUCCAGGACAGUUCGAGGUUCUGGUACAAGCCUGGGAUCUCCAGAGAACAAGCAAUCGCAGCUCUGAAGGAAAGAGAGCCGGGAACCUUCCUCAUCAGGGACAGUAACUCCUUCCAGGGGGCUUAUGGUUUGGCCCUGAAAGUGGCAACACCUCCACCCAACAUCAACAGCAGCAAGAUGAGCGACCCUCUGGAGCAGCUGGUGAGACAUUUCCUGAUUGAAACCGGCCCUCGAGGAGUCAAGAUUAAAGGAUGCCAGAAUGAGCCCUACUUUGGGAGUCUGUCUGCGUUAGUCUACCAACACUCCAUCACACCUAUCUCUUUGCCCUGCUCUCUGAAAAUCCCAGAAAAAGAUCUGAUUGGGGAGGUGCAGGAGGUUCAACCAGUCAGUAACAUCAGUACAGCAGCUGAUCUGCUGAAACAAGGAGCAGCCUGUAACGUCCUCUACCUGAACUCGGUGGAAACAGAGUCUCUGACCGGCCCUCAGGCCAUCGCCAAGGCAACAGAUGCAACGCUGGGUCGUAACCCGCGACCUGCAGCCACCGUGGUGCAGUUCAAGGUGACGUCGCAGGGAAUUACACUGACCGACAGCCAGCGCAGAGUUUUCUUCAGGAGGCAUUAUCCCGUUAACAGCGUAACGUUCAGCAGCAUCGAUCCAAAGGACAGGAGGUGGACUAACUCAGACAACACAACCGUUAAGGUGUUUGGUUUCGUAGCCAAAAAGCCGGGCAGCUUGGCGGAGAACGUCUGCCACUUAUUCGCCGAGUUGGACCCCGAACAGCCGGCAUCCGCCAUCGUCAACUUUAUAAACAAGGUCAUGUUGUCGCAGCGCCGAUAGAAGAAGAAAAACAAACUUUGUCCAUCAAGUUGGCGAUGUGACAAAGAUUUCCUCACGGUUUGCCAUCUGAAAAUGUUCGUCCGUGAUCCCUACUGGUUGUUUUUUUUUUUAAAUUUUUCAUUUUCUAAGCCAUGAUGUAAAGUGUUACAACUCUUCAGAGGAUGAGGAGGCUUCCCAAGAAAACAACAAGCAUCCAUCAGGGGCUGCUGUCUUGAAGCAACGUCAGCUUUAGCCAGACAUGUUUGGGUUUGCAGCAUCAAAAAGUCAACUUGCUUCCAACAUGAGUGGAUCAGUGUGGUCGGUAAAGCUAAAUGCUAACUUCAACUUGCAGCUUGCAAACUUAAAAGUCAGAUUUAAGAAAAAUGAUCUUGAAGGUAGAGGGCUCAUCUAAAAUGUGAUUUAAUUCCUCCACCUGAUUUGGUUGUAAAGAUCCUCAAAUCAAAGCUGAAAGUCUGCACUUUAAGUUGUUUCAUUUCAAAUCCUCUGUGGUGGUGUGCAGCGCUGAAACCUGACUGUACAUGUUAGCAACUCUCAAAAAAUGAAGUAAAAUCCAUAAAAAUCUGUACUUCGAGUUGGAUUUCUUCUCUACACCAUCCCUGCAUUUAUAAAUCAUCAGUUUAAUGAUAAAAACCUGAUGUAAGAAUGCUUGAUUUAUACUUUAUUUCAUAUCAGGUUGUCUAAAAAUUGCAGAAACAGUGUCUUCAUGUUGAAAAAUGCAGGAAUUACAUGCACUGUGGUGCACAUUUUUGGCUUUUUUGUACGAAAAUUAAACUUUGCAGACCCAAUAAGAGACGAGAAAUAUCUACAUAUUCAAGAAUGAGCCCUAUUACAGGAGGUCCUCAAUUUACGUCAGAAAUCCGUUCCUAUGGAUCAACAUAAGUCCAUUUUUGCCAUAAGUCGGAACUCCGACAAAAAUGUAAACAAUGCCGUUAUGUGCAUCAAGAUAUCGAUCAGUUCUUUGGAAAAGUCAUGAAUACCUACAACUUUCAUGCAUGUAUGAGUCACUUUUAAGGUGGUGUACAACCGGCGAACGUAAACAAAGCCUUCUUAUAACUCUGUGUGACGACGUAUUCAUCCGCUGAGCUCGCCAACUAGUUCCACGUAGCCAGUUCUGACGUAACGAUGAAACGCCAUGGGUUGAGGACGUCGUAAAUCGAGGACCGCCUGUACACUUCCUGACUUAACAGUAGGAUGCCUUAAACCCUCACAAAUUUAGCAGAAAAGUGCCUCAAAGUCCAAAAACAAUCCAACAUCAUCACUUUUUUACGUCUAAAGCUGGACUUCCUUCAUGACAGCAGCCUCCUUAAACGAUGCUUAGAUGAAGUUUUUAUCGUCCUGGAGGAUCUUUCCUUGCACUGUUUUUAAGGUUCAACAUUCAGACGUGAUACUGGUGGUGUUUAUAUUUGUUCCAAAGCGACCAAAGCCCUGAUCUGACGGUGUUGAUUUACUUCCUGUAGAGAUGUUCAGAUAUUUACAGCCACUCUUCGCCUUCCACAGCACCUUUACCAGCGUUUAAUCGACAAUCACGUUUUUUAUUCUACUACACUGCUAACGAGAGGUGUAAUUAAUGAAAGUAAACCCGAAUGUGAGGUUUUUUUGACCUUUUAAUCUUUAAGGUGUGUGUUAGAAGAGGUGGCAGCGAGGGUACCGAGGUGUCAGGUAAAGGUGUUGUUACGUGAAACGAGGAAAAAUGCUCGAUGAGGAGGACAUCAGAAUCAAAAGCUAAAGCGACAACACGGCCUGCAAACGGACGUACUUAACCAAAGACGAAGCACUCUUGUAUUAAUAAGCUUUUUAUCCAGCUAUAUUUUUGUACUUUUAAUUGCUUCCUGUAUUUUUUACUAUGCAUUCAGUUAGGCGUGUCGCCUCGUUUGGUUAGAAGAAAGAAACAACACUACUUGUAUUACAACGAUAAUAUAUUGUGGUCCGUUUUCUAUGUUAUGUAGUAAUAUAUUUUCACAUGCAGCUAUAGGACAGUGGAUGAGACAUGGAAGAGGAGACGUUUGUUCGUUUGAAAAAGGAUAUUAUGCUAUUUUGUAUGCAAAAAAAAAAGAAUUAAACAAAUGAUGUGGUACCUAAAA
Acanthochromis polyacanthus (spiny chromis) is the source of this 7964-nucleotide messenger RNA. RefSeq names its product tensin 2a (gene tns2a). The record is from RefSeq and is a predicted model, not a curated record. The transcript has 28 exons. Gene Ontology annotation, biological process: peptidyl-tyrosine dephosphorylation. Lineage: Eukaryota; Metazoa; Chordata; Actinopteri; Pomacentridae. Bases 820 to 5883 code for a protein of 1687 amino acids. Gene Ontology annotation, molecular function: protein binding; protein tyrosine phosphatase activity.